AUGGUAACACUGAACAACGACUCAAUAACUAGUCCGUUUCAGUACCUUCUUCCGCAUCAUGGCGUUCUGAAGUUGGGCAGCACGACCACCGCAUUGCGUGUGGUUUUCAAUGGCUCCAGUUCAACUUCAUCAGGAUACUCGCAGAACGAUCAUGUACAUACUGGUCCAAAUCUGAUGCUGAAUAUCGCAGAUCUGUUCAGUUGGAUACGCAGAUACAAACAUCUGUUUGCAACUGAAGUCACGAAGAUGUACCGACAAAUCAAGGUGCAUCCAGAUGACUGGAGCUUGCAGCAGAUACUCUGGCUUGAUGACACACAGAAGGAAACGCAGUACCAGCUGACCACGGUCACUUACGGGACGAAAGCUGCACCGUAUCUGGCUGUGCGCACUCUCUUGCAACUCGCUGACGACGAGGGGUCGAAAUAUCCUCUUCCCGUGGAACCCAUCAAAAAUGGGAUACCAAAAAAAGAAGAUACACAAGGAAAUAAAUCAUGGAGAUUAGUUAUCGAUUUCAGAAAAUUAAGCGAAAAAACCAUUAGCGACGCAUAUCCAUUGCCAAAUAUAGUCGAUAUUUUAGAUCAAUUGGGAAGCGCAAAAUAUUUCUCAAUAUUCGACUUAAAGUCUAGCUUCCAUCAAAUACCCAUGCAUCCAGACGAUAAACACAAAACAGCAUUUUCGACACCAUUUGGACACUUCCAAUUUAAGAGAAUGCCAUUUGGUUUAAAGAAUGCUGCAGGUUCAUUCCAAAGGCUUAUGAACAACGUUCUGGAUGGACUACAAGGGGUUGAAGCAUUCGUCCGGAAAAAAUGCGAGCUACUAAAGAAGGAAGUAGCCUAUUUGGGACACAUUAUCACAGAAAAUGGAGUGAAGCCUGACCCGAAGAAAAUAGAAGCGGUCAAAGAGUUUCCAGUUCCAAAAACAGUUAAAAAUAUUAGGCAAUUCCUUGGUUUAUGCGGAUAUUACAGAAGAUUUAUCAAGAAUUUUUCAAAAAUAGCUAAACCUUUAUCCGAUUUAACAAAGAAAGAACAAAAAUUCGAAUGGACGCAACAGCAACAACAAGCCUUCAUCAUCCUCAGAGAUAAAUUAUGCGAGGAACCAAUUCUUCAGUAUCCAGAUUUCACAAAACCAUUCAACAUCACUACGGACGCAUCUGGAAUCGCCGUUGGAGCAGUACUAAGCCAAGGCGAAAUCGGAAAAGAUCAACCAGUAUCAUAUACUUCAAGAGUUUUAAACAAGGCAGAAACCCAAUACUCUGCUACAGAACGUGAAUUACUAGCAGUCAUAUAUGCCGUAACUCAUUUUAGGCCCUAUAUUUAUGGAAGAAAAUUUUAUCUAAUAACAGACCACAAACCAUUAACGUGGCUGCAUAAUCUAACAGAUCCCGCAUCAAGAUUAAUGCGUUGGAAACUAAAACUAAGCGAAUACGAUUACGAAAUUAAAUAUAAACCAGGAAAACAAAACAUAAACGCCGACGCAUUAUCCCGAAAUCCUAUUGUAACACUACCAAUUCAAGCAAAACGGAAACACUCUACUACAGAUUCAAAAGAAGUAAAAAAGAAGAAACAAUGGCACCAGUAUGCUACGAGACCUAGAGCAACUACUUCAACUACCGAAUCAAGAGAAAUUAAGAAGAAAAAACAAUGGCAUCAAUACCCAACACGUCCUAGACCAUCGACGACAUCCGAUUCUAGGGAGUACAAAAAGAAAAAGGAAACCCACCAAUACCCAACACGUCCUAGACCAUCGACGACAUCCGAUUCUAGGGAGUACAAAAAGAAAAAGGAAACCCACCAAUACCCUACACGUCCUAGACCAUCGACGACAUCCGAUUCUAGGGAACACAAGAAAAAAAAGGAAACGCAUCAACACCCUACAAGACCGAGACCAACAACAUCAUCAAGCUCCAGAGAAGUCAAAAAGAAAAAAGAAACGCAUCAAUAUCCAACAAGACGCCGAGACACAUCUUCAGAACAAAACAGACAGACAAAAAAGAAAAAACAAUCGUAUCAACAUGUCACACGACAAAGAGAUACUUCCUCCGAAUCCGAAAGAAGUAUUGUAAGAAAGAAAACAACACACCAAUAUUCUACUCGCCAGCGAGAUACUUCAUCUGAUUCUGAGAGAGAAAUAAAAAAGGGAAAAAUUACACAACACCACAAAAGACCACAUAAAACAAGCAGCAGUCAACAUCAAAAACGUCCAAAAGAAGAUACUACUUCCAGUGAAUCAGAAUAUUGCGAUACUGAUGAAUUCCAAGAUCAACAACACAGGAAGAGGAAAAAGGAAACAUCAAGCUCUGCAAACAAACAAUAUAAAAAGAGAAGACCGAACGAGAAAAAAAUCACAGUAGAAAUUCACCAAUUACCUAAAAAACAACUAAUUUCUGAACCUCCUAAACCACUUAAAAGGAGACAUGAACCAAUAAUAAUUGGUGAUGAAAUUGAAAAUUUUGAAGAGGGAAUAACUCUACCCAAACAUAUAUAUAGAGAGCCACCCAAAAUAGAUUCAUCUUCAGGAACAAAGAGAGCAUCUUCAGAAAUAAAAAAAGCAUCUUCAGGAACAAAAAGAGCAUCUUUAGGAACCAAAGAAGAAUUUUCAGAGCUGAAAAAGGAAGAAAAAACUGAUUUAGGAAGUACAUCUACAGCACCUAUAACUCCCAUUAAAAUUAUUAAAGAAGAAGACCAACUUACCACACAUAAAAUAACACCACCAAAAGUGAUCAGCAACCUACCAGUCACAUCAAAAAUAGUAGAGACAACUGACCACCUCUGGAUGAAGAAAGGGAUUAAUCAAACAUUUCCAUCACAUUAUGUAAAGGAACCAUUAUCACACCACCUAAAGAAGAAAGAAUACAGAUCAUUAAAGAAAACCAUGAAAGCCCAGUAG
Molecule: messenger RNA, 2886 nt
Organism: Osmia bicornis bicornis
Lineage: Eukaryota; Metazoa; Arthropoda; Insecta; Hymenoptera; Megachilidae
Exons: 4
Coding region: 1-2886 (961 amino acids)
Source: RefSeq, a predicted model, not a curated record